AUGUCUGUGCGAGGCCGACCCUACGACGGGAGGCAUCUUCAGGUCGAUUUUGACGGAGAUGAUCACAUGAUGCAGCUUUGGCAGAAGGCUUCGACGACGAAGAACCAUAGCGAUACGGUAAGGCUGUGGACGUAUGCCUUGUUCAAGCUUGUGUACGAAAACCCCACUAUGAUCGGAGCUUCCGACUCCAUCGCGACCCCCUGCCAAGUCGGAUCAGGCAGAACCAUCCUCCACGCCGCCGUGAGCGGCUCGGCAAAAGACGUCUGCGAUGCGGAAGACGAAGUGCUUGAUUAUAUCCAUCUUCAUAACGCCGCAAUUGGGCUAGGAACCUGGGUCCUGGUCGCAUGCGGGCCCACCGCAAAGCUCUGGAGCUGCUACCCCAGCUCGGGGGGGUCGCAAAGCAGAUUAAAAUUCUUGCCGGUGGACGACGCAACCGAAGUUACCGAUCUACAGGCCAGCGAAGCCGGCGGAUUCCAGGGCAUCAUGGUGGCCGGCAGAGUCAUAGAUUUCCCCGCCGAUACCCUCUGGCUCAAGGCCGUCAUCUUAGAUGACGACGGCGUGCUGAGGUGCUGCUAUAGGUAUACCACCAGUGUUAUUGCCGGUGAGCGUUUGUACUACUGGACUUGGCGUGUGCCAGGACUACCUGAUCCGUAG
Akanthomyces muscarius is the source of this 654-nucleotide messenger RNA. RefSeq lists its product as uncharacterized. The record is from RefSeq and is a predicted model, not a curated record. Lineage: Eukaryota; Fungi; Ascomycota; Sordariomycetes; Hypocreales; Cordycipitaceae. Bases 1 to 654 code for a protein of 217 amino acids. The transcript is spliced from 2 exons.